Nematostella vectensis (starlet sea anemone) is the source of this 3540-nucleotide messenger RNA. RefSeq names its product nucleolar and coiled-body phosphoprotein 1. The transcript is spliced from 6 exons. The record is from RefSeq and is a predicted model, not a curated record. Lineage: Eukaryota; Metazoa; Cnidaria; Anthozoa; Actiniaria; Edwardsiidae. The coding region runs from base 403 to 3054 and encodes 883 amino acids.
UCGAACUAAACGCUGGAAAGGAGAGACUACUCAUCGUGAAUUGGAAAUUAGAUGGGUGCUGAGGUUAUUGAACUGUCGUAGGAUAAUGUCACACCAUUGAGUGAACUAUCAUUCUCUCGUAUUUGUAUCUACGAGGAUUCGGUGUCUAUAAAAAUAUUGGUACGGCAAUAGAGACGCGAAAGAUGAAUGUUGGUAGCGUUUCUCGAGGUCAACGCACUCCAUACAGAAAAAUUAUUUGAUUUUACACCCUAGAAAGCCUAUCGUAAUGAUCGGGAUCUGAUUGCUACAGCACGAGUGAGUGCAAAUCUCAUCAGCUGAAUCUCUGGUUAGAUUUGUGAUACAAUUGUCUCGAAUCAAUCGGGAACAAGGCCUUGGAAUCCAAAGCAAAGAGCACCUAGCACCAUGGCUGAAGGAUCUUCCAGCCCAACUGGAUUAAAGUCUUCACUUUCAGCUAAUGAUAUUGACAAACCACUCAAAAAGCCUGGCAAGCUGUCCUUAGAAUUUCUCAGUAAGUUUGAAUCUGAUCCAGCAUUGCCCUCAGGAGCUGAGGGAGGUUUGGCACCAGGCUCCAGUGGUGAUGUAUCCAGAUCAACUGAGAAUGUAAAGACCAAGACAUCUCACGUUCGUAUUUCGCUCCCUGAGAAAGACAUGAGUAGUCAAGAGGAAGUUAUGUCUGAAGAUGAGCAAGAUGACAAGCAUGAGAAAAAAAGACGUUCAAGGUGGAAGCUUCCAAGUUGGAAGAGGGUGAGGAAAUUCUUCAGCCGUAAAAAAAAUCCCAAAAGAACAAAGUCCUGUGAAGAUCUACCAGAGGAGACAUACAAACCGAUUGGAGCAGCCAUUGGAGAGAGAUCAGGGGCCAGCAACCUUCGCUACAGAGCCAAAUCAGACCCGAUGCUAGGGUCUGAAGUAAAGAAAAGACCUGCUAGUGUGGCUGUUGCUUCAGUGCAUAAAACAGAAGUAGCACGUACUGUUAGUAUGCCUCCUCCCGUUUUUAAGAAACCAGAUAGCCUGUUGAAGGAGCUUAAAAAUCGACAAGGUGGCAGCCAUGAAAACAUGCAGGAGGAGGAGGGGCUAGAGGUGCAGAGGGGACCUACCAAAGCGGCCUCCCUCCCUACACUGUACUCACCAGUAUAUGGUUCAUUUGAGACUCUUAGUGGUGGAGCGGAAGGUGCUGUGGACUUUGAUACGCGCGCCAACACAUCUGUAGAAAAACUACAAGCAGCUCAUGAUAAAAUCAAAGUAAAGCCCAAACAUCGACGCCCCCCUUCACGUGUUAGGACCUCAUCACAAGUCUCAACAGAGCCCCCUAUCAAAAAGGAUCCUACCCACCACAAGAGAUCAACAACGUUGCCUAAAGACCUAAAAGUGCACACAACCGCACAGGAAAAGAAAAGUGUGGCCGAAGAUACGAUAUUGGAAGGAAGCGAGGAAGGUUCCUCGGAAAGUUCGCCAUCCUCGGUCAGUUCGCCAAUAAAUAAAAAGAGCACAGAGCGAAAGGAAGAUGUGAUGGGUGAGAUUAUGUCUGAUGUUGAUAGAAUCUUGUCAGAGACGAGAAAUCCCCCAAAACUUGCAGUUUCAAAGGCAACUUUUUCUCGACAGUCAACUGAGAAAAAAGAAAGGUCUGAUUCGCUCCGCGUUGAAAAGAAGACAACAGACGCUGCGAAGGCUACUGAAAAUACAAAAACACCACCACCUACAACUGAAAAACCCCAUCAAGGUUUAGAACCCACCACAUCAUCCAGCGCAUCAACUGAAAAGCCUAUUAAAGCAAAGACGCCUCCCCCCGUAUCGAAAAAACAACCAUCGCCUAAAUUAUCUGAGAAAAGAAUAAGUUCUUUGGGGAGCUUAAAAUCUGCUAAAAUCAACCAUGAAUCUCAGGAUGGAGAAAACAUCGAUGGCCCACACAAAACAGAAACGCCGGCUUUUAAGAAACAGACCUCUGAACACCUUUCAUCAUCAGAGAAAAGAUUUCAGAACUUAAAGUCAGCUGAUAAUGGAAAAGACGAAAUCCAAAAAGUUGUACUUCGAAAAGUUGAGCGAAGUCAUUCAAAGAAAGAGGAGGACAGUAAGUCUACCGACACUGUCAAGGAGGAGAGUUUUAAUGUAAAAACACUCAAACAAAGUUUAAAGGAAAAAGAUAUGAGCCUCGAGGGUGAGGAUACAAAUGAGUCAGACAAAAUCACCGAGAUGCGCAAAGAUAAUAAGUUUGAUUCCAAAGAAACGAGCGAGGGUAAAAAGAUCGCUUCUAAGCCUGUCAUCAGACGAGGCCAAUCUUGGAGUGUGAAGAUCGCCACCCAUUCCCAAGAGUCAGUUCUCAUCCUUGAUCAGUCUAAAAACGAGCUGAAUAAGAGCAAAUCUGGGCAAACUCCACCCCCGCCCGCAAAAAUCGAGGCUGUAAAGCAACAGGAAGUUCGGGGACGAACGAAGUCGUGGUGUGUUCCACCAAGUAACAGGGACACAAAUGACAACAAGGACGAAAAGCCACCCAUGGAGGAUGCUGGGAAAUCUACACCGCCCGCUAAGGAUUUCGUGGUAGCGACUGACCAGCCUGCUUGGAUCGCUAUGGCCAAUAGAAAGUCAAAGCGGGCUUCACAGAUCCUCCAGGAUGGUAACACUACCAGUGAACAGAAGCCGAUCAUCAUAGGUGACGUCAAGGAGAAAAAGUCUCCCGAGUCGCCCACGCAUGUCACCCCGGCCGCGCUCAAAAUGUCCUGGGAAGAGAGCAAAACUAGAAAAACCGCUGAACCCUUACAACGCGCCGAAUCUUCCAAGCCUCGCGUUUCCGAGCCUAGCAACAAAUCUAACAUUCAGCGCGACAGGCGCUCGCUGCAAGAGCCCGUCAAGAGUGCGUUCGGAGGCGCGAAGGUAGACAAGUGUGCGGUGUGCGGGACCACUGUGUAUCAGAUGGAGAAGUGCAAGUUUGAUGACUGCAUACUCCACCGCCAGUGCAUGAAGUGUGUCGUCUGCAAGAGACACCUCACCGUGGGGAACUUUGUGAUGACAGAGAGCAAGAUUUAUUGCAACUCUCAUAGCCAGAGUGUCAUGGUGUCAUAAGAGACAAAGGUUUGCGAGUAUUCGUGUACCAGAAUGCUAUGCGAACGUCUUUGAGCCCAGAAUACCUCGAUAGCGUAUCGAUCCCAGGAUAUUUUGCAACACAAGAACACGAUCUUUAGGCCGAGUACUUACUAGUUUGUAUGUUCCAGAAUACUUAGCGUGUGAAUCUGAUCCCAGAAUGCUUUUCCAGUGUCUUGAGCCCCAGGAUGCUUUGCAGGGAAACUUGACCCCACAACGCAUAGUGAGUCUCUAGGGGCGUCGAUAAGUACCAUUUUCAAUAACAUAGACACGAGAUAAAUAUUUUUAUUAUACGCCAUCUCACAAAGAUAGGUUUAUUUUACUUAUAAAUUAAACAUUAAAUUAGUUUUAUCACACUCACAUGAUUUAAAAAAGACAAUAAACGUACAAAACGAUCGCAACAAAAAAACGUAAAGAAUGAUGUCAACAAUGUUGUAUAAGACGUUGAAUUAAAACAAGUUUCUAGAA